Molecule: messenger RNA, 402 nt
Organism: Pyricularia oryzae 70-15
Lineage: Eukaryota; Fungi; Ascomycota; Sordariomycetes; Magnaporthales; Pyriculariaceae
Exons: 2
Coding region: 1-402 (133 amino acids)
Source: RefSeq, a predicted model, not a curated record
AUGCUUGCCAAAGUUGCUCUUUUACUUUUGCCUUUGUUGGCAUCCGCCGCCGCCACGCCGGUCCCCCCUAAAGCUGGCAUCGUCGCUCGCGGCGGUCGCAAGUGGGAGUUUCUGGACACAAGAAAAGGAAAGAAUCCGUUGUAUACCAUAGGUGAAGAGCGAACCAAGUCGCCCCCAAAGGCGGAACUGAUUCGCACUCAUGGUGUUCGCUCUGGCGGUAGUAGCAGAGAUCCCGCGGCUUUGCAUGAAAAUGACUGGAACGACCCGGACGCAUACGACGCCGCGAAUGACAGAAUCUUGAUGCUCACAAUAACCGCUACUGGAAUCCGAGAUUCUACUCAUAAAUUUGGCCUUUCAUAUUUGCCACGCCAUUCUGCUCUUGGUCUUAUCCAGGCGCCAUGA